Maudiozyma saulgeensis is the source of this 1227-nucleotide messenger RNA. The record is from the annotation of a GenBank genome assembly. Lineage: Eukaryota; Fungi; Ascomycota; Saccharomycetes; Saccharomycetales; Saccharomycetaceae.
AUGUCCAAUAAUACAGAAGAAAUUGAUCAAUUCAUUACGAUGACAAAUGCCUCUCGUAAGGUGGCAACAGAAUAUAUUAAGACCUUUGGCGAUCUUGAGAGUGCUAUUGAAGGAUAUUUCGCGGCUCAAUCAAACGAAGUUCUCUCAUCAUCUGAAAACGAGAGAGAAGCCACCAAUGAUACUAUGAAGUCUAUGGAAUCUUUUGGAGAGCGUCCAUUGGGUAUCGAACAUUCUGGUAUACAAUCAUCGGGCUCUGUUCACCAGUCUAGUAGGAAUAACAAAAGCAGUUCUAACAAUAACAGCAAGUUUAUGUCAUUCAGUGACAUGGUCAGAAACAAUGCGGAUGAAGAGGACGAUGAGGAUCGCCCUAGAAAUACUUUUGCCGGUGGUGAAACAUCUGGUUUAGAGGUUACUGAUCCUAAUGAUUCGAAUUCCUUAAUUAAGGAUUUGUUAGAAAAGGCUAAAAGAGGUGGUGAAAGGGCUUCUAAUGGUAAUUUUGACGACAACGAAUCGGCUCAACCUCAGCAAAGCCAAUUUGAAGGAAGAGGGUAUAGAUUAGGUUCAGUGGUUGAUGCCCCUAGUUCAGUAGUUGAAGAUAACCCGCACGUAGCAUCUACUAAAAAGGAAAAAGUUAAAAGAGAAAUUACAUUUUGGAAAGAAGGGUUUCAAGUUGGUGAUGGUCAACUAUAUAGAUACGAUGAUCCCAAAUAUGCUCACUAUCUACAGGAAUUAAACCAAGGUAGAGCACCAUUGAAUCUUUUAGAUGUUGAAUAUGGUCAGGAUGUUGAUGUUACUGUCUUUAAGAAAUUAGACGAAUCAUUUAAGCCUUCUAAAAAACCUCAAGUAGGGUUUCAAGGUAAGGGACAAAGACUUGGUUCUCCAAUACCUGGGGAACUAGAGGAACCUACUUUUACUCAACCUGUUAAGAUACAUAAUGCAAAUGAUGAUAAAUCAUCCUCUGUUGAAACAGAGAAAGAAAAACCAGAGGUUAAAGGUGAUACAUCUAUCCAAAUCAGGUACGCUUCUGGAAAGAGGGAAGUUUAUCGCUGUAACAGUACUGAUACUGUUCAAUCAUUAUAUGAUUAUGUGAAGCAAAACACAUUAGAUCAAUCCAGAGCAUUCACGUUGAACCAUGCCUUCCCAGUAAAAGUGAUCGAUCAAUAUGAUUCCACUAUUGCAGAUGCAGAUUUGAAGAACGCAGUUGUUGUUCAAAGAUGGGUAAUGUAA